AUGUCUGAGAAACAAUUGUUGGUUGAGGAGUUGCAUGCUCCGGCGAGAAGAAAUUUUUCUCGAAGACGCGUCAUAGUUCACGGAUACGAUGACCUGUGGCAGGCGGAUGUGGUUGAGAUGCGUCCUUACACACGAUUUAACCGAGGUUAUCACUACAUACUCACCGUUAUCGACGUGCUGAGCAAGCAUGCAUGGGCUGUACCGCUGAAGGCCAAGAGCGGUAGCGAAGUUGCUAUUGCGAUUGCAAAGAUAAUUCAGAAAGAUGGCAGAUGUCCGAAAAAUUUAUGGAUUAAUUUGCUGCCACAUCUCAUGUCAGAGUACAAUGCACGAAAGCAUCGAACUACUGGCAUGCGACCUAUCGAUGUUACGCCUGCAAUCGCUAAAAAACUCUUAACCACGGUGUAUAGUCACAUAAAAAUUGCGGCACCCGCGCGAUUUAAAGUCGGUGACUCGCGUACCAAUCCUGUGACAUAUGUACUGGAAGAUUCCUCUGGAAAACCUAUCGCUGGAGGAUUUUACGAAUAUGAGCUGCAGCGUGUUGCAAAUCCUGACGUGUAUCUCGUUGAAAAAAUAUUGCGCAGAAAAGGAGAUGAUAUUUAUGUCAAGUGGCUGGGAUUCGAUGGAUCGCAUAAUUCAUGGAUACAUAAAGACACUGUUAUUUAA
Molecule: messenger RNA, 663 nt
Organism: Monomorium pharaonis (pharaoh ant)
Lineage: Eukaryota; Metazoa; Arthropoda; Insecta; Hymenoptera; Formicidae
Exons: 3
Coding region: 1-663 (220 amino acids)
Biological process (GO): DNA integration
Molecular function (GO): nucleic acid binding
Source: RefSeq, a predicted model, not a curated record